UGGUGAUCUGUUAUCAGUGAGCCAUAAGGAAGAUUUUGUGACCCGAAUUAUCGCCACCUAAAUAGUGGUUUCUUUAUUAUGACAAUAUUAUUAUUUAUUUCUUGUUUUUUUAGAUUAAUUUAAAAUAUUUAUAAAAUGGAUGAUUCUGGGUCCGUGGUGAAGAAUGUUCAGAUUGAUGGAUUGGUUGUAUUGAAGAUGGUGAAACAUUGUGAGGAAGACAGUGGAGGGCCGGAGCUCGUACAAGGCGUGCUACUUGGCCUCGUUGUGGGUGAGACACUAGAGGUCACUAACUGCUUUCCUUUCCCGAGGACUUCGGAUACUUCCGAUUUCGAUGAAGUUGCCUAUCAGAUGGACAUGAUGCGGUCGUUACGACACGUAAACAUCGAUCAUUUACACGUGGGGUGGUAUCAAUCAUCGAAUCAUGGCAACUUCAUCAACAGAACCUUCUUCGAUUCACAAUUCUCGUAUCAAUCGGCCAUCGAGGAAUCGGUGCUUCUUAUAUACGACCCGUUGAAAACAAGCCAAGGUAGUUUGUCACUCAAGGUGUUCAGACUAACCAAGAAGAUGAUGGAGAUGUAUAACUCACGGCAGUUCAACUUGGAUGUAGUGAAGAAAGAAGGUCUUGGGUUCGAGGGAAUGUAUGAAGAAGUUCCCGUCCACAUCAAGAACUCCCCUCUUACUAGUUUGUUGACGCUUAAGUUGAACAAAGAGAAUCCGACGCCUGAGCGAGUUGAGUACCUUAACCUUUCCCACAG
This is a messenger RNA of Ciona intestinalis (vase tunicate), 755 nucleotides long. NCBI's taxonomy places the organism in Eukaryota, Metazoa, Chordata, Ascidiacea, Phlebobranchia, Cionidae. The record is from RefSeq and is a predicted model, not a curated record.